This is a messenger RNA of Camponotus floridanus (Florida carpenter ant), 843 nucleotides long. Its product is annotated as male-enhanced antigen 1. The coding region runs from base 200 to 694 and encodes 164 amino acids. Lineage: Eukaryota; Metazoa; Arthropoda; Insecta; Hymenoptera; Formicidae. The record is from RefSeq and is a predicted model, not a curated record. The transcript has 5 exons. Gene Ontology annotation, biological process: spermatogenesis.
GAUCGAGAGUGCCCUGCAAAGUGUCUGGCGAUCGUUUCUGUAUAUGACUGAAAUAUAAUUAACUGAAAUAUAAUUGUUUGUUCGCGAGUGAAUACGUGACUGCUACGAGGAAACAACAAAGGAUGAAACAACAAAAGAGAAGGACAUCUGGAAAAGUAUCGGACAGAAAGCAGGGAGAGAGCCUGAAGCAGCCAGAGACAUGCGAGUUAAAUCAGUCAACAUAACCAUGUCGCCUGAACCUACACACGAACCUAUUCAGGAAAAUCUGACAGUUUCUAAUGCACUUUUGGAUACAAGAAUGAUGAAUGACGACGAGGACAGUGAUGAUGAGGAUAUAGGAAUGGCAGGAUAUGUGCCACUAUCUCAGGUAUCUACUGAUGCAGAUCCUAUAUUGGAUAGAGAAGAGAAUGAUGAGUGGUUAUCUGGAUUUGACGAAUCUACUCAAAUAGCAUCUGUUCAUACAGCAGAGACCCAACAAAAUUGUUCUUCAGAUAUACUUCAAGUUUGGUCGUGUUCGCACAAUCGUUCUGAUAUUGACCUAGAUGCAUCUAAAAUCAAGGAAGUUAAAUCUGUAAUGGCAUCCAUCACCCUUCCUGAAACUUCGAUUCCACAAUGGGCAUCCACAAUUUCAGAGGAACAAUGGAAAGAGCAACUUCUUGUUCGUAUUAAACAGAUGCAAAACAAAGAUCCGUAGAGUUUCUAAGUUGCAACAUAGUCUUGAUUGCAACAUACAAAAGUCCAUCAUAUAUGUAUUUAUUGAAGAAGGCACAAUAUGAUUUUAUAACUCGAAUUCUGCAUCGAUGGCAGCGGCUUUGACUGGAUUGAGUUUCUUUCGUAAGGCAG